Messenger RNA from Aptenodytes forsteri (emperor penguin), 1522 nucleotides. RefSeq names its product SPT7-like STAGA complex gamma subunit (gene SUPT7L). Gene Ontology annotation, molecular function: protein heterodimerization activity; transcription coactivator activity. The record is from RefSeq and is a predicted model, not a curated record. Bases 249 to 1487 code for a protein of 412 amino acids. NCBI's taxonomy places the organism in Eukaryota, Metazoa, Chordata, Aves, Sphenisciformes, Spheniscidae. The transcript is spliced from 4 exons. Gene Ontology annotation, cellular component: SAGA complex.
GGAGCAAUGUAAUCUGUUAAAUGCCAGCGUUGCGUCCUGAUGCCGUCGUGGAAACCGCGCUGCUCGGUGAGGCACUGAGGGACAGCUUUCUUGACAGUCAUAAUUUGCUUUAUUCAGAGCAUCAUCCCAGCCCCAGUUUCUGUUGCUGCCCAAAGCCUAGCGCUUUUCCCCGCGACAAGGCUCCUUUGUACUGCAGUAUUUGGUAGCCUUCUUCUGGGCUCUGAGGGCAAUACGUGACCUGUGUAAAAAUGCUGCGAUAUUGGGGUGAGAUUCCGGUUUCAUCUAAUCAGGCCAACCGCAGCUCCUUUGACCUGCUUCAGCGUGAGUUUCGUACUGUGGAAGUCCAAGAUCCUCCAUUGCAUCAGCCAUCCGCAAACAAACCCCGGCCGACCACCAUGCUGGACAUCCCCUCGGAGCCCUGCAGCCUCACAAUUCACACCAUUCAGCUCAUCCAGCACAACAGGCGGCUGCGCAGCCUGAUCACCAUGGCUCAGGCUCAAAACCAGCAGCAAGCGGAGGGCAUAAAAACUGAAGACAAUGAACCUCUGCCAUCUUGUCCGGCCUCUCCACCUCUCCCUGAUGACCUGUUCCCUCUGGAUAGCAAAACCCCCAAAAUGCCAUUUCAGCUGAGGCACAGUGACCCAGAGAGUGAUUUCUACAGAGGAAAAGGGGAGCCAGUGACUGAGCUGAGUUGGUCCUCCUGCCGGCAGCUUCUCUACCAGUCAAUGGCCACCAUCCUGGCUCACACAGGCUUUGAGUGUGCCAAUGAGAGUGUCCUGGAGACCCUGACGGACAUUGCCCACGAGUACUGCUUGAAGUUCACCAAACUGCUGCGCCUUGCUGUGGAUCGAGAAGCUCGACUUGGGCACACCCCUUUUCCUGAUGUCAUGGAGCAGGUCUUCCACGAAGUGGGCAUUGGCAGUGUGCUCUCGCUGCAGAAGUUCUGGCAGCACCGCAUUAAGGAUUAUCACAGCUACAUGCUUCAGGUUAGCAAGCAGCUCUCUGAAGAAUAUGAGAAGAUUGUCAACCCUGAAAAGGCAGCAGAAGACACAAAGCCUGUGAAGAUUAAGGAGGAACCUGUUAGUGAUAUUACUUUCCCCAUAAGUGAGGAGCUGGAAGGAGAUCUGGCUUCUGGUGACCAGUCUUUGCCUGUUGGAGUCCUUGGAGCUCAAAGCGAGCGCUUCUCUGCCAACUUGGAAGUAGAAGCUUCCCCGCAGACUUCAGGGGCUGAGGUGAAUGCUUCCCCACUCUGGAACUUAGCACAGGUAAAAAUGGAGCCACAGGAAAAUGAGGAGGCUAAUGUACAUGGCCAUGCGGUCCUAGGCAGCGAUGUCUUUGAGGAACCGAUGUCAGGCAUGAGCGAAGCUGGGAUGCCACAGAGCCCCAAUGGCUCUGAGAGCAGCUACGGUUCUCAUUCUGCUGACAGUCUGAUGGGAUCCUCGCCUGUCUUCAACCAGCGCUGCAAGAAAAAGAUGAAGAAGAUGUGAAAAAAGACAGUCUUUUUAUUUAGUUCUGAUGGUAU